Monosiga brevicollis MX1 is the source of this 1290-nucleotide messenger RNA. RefSeq lists its product as uncharacterized. Gene Ontology annotation, biological process: translation. Lineage: Eukaryota; Choanoflagellata; Craspedida; Salpingoecidae. Gene Ontology annotation, cellular component: translation release factor complex. The annotation marks the transcript as partial. The transcript is spliced from 8 exons. The record is from RefSeq and is a predicted model, not a curated record. Gene Ontology annotation, molecular function: GTP binding; translation release factor activity; GTPase activity.
AAACGCGAGCACCUCAACAUUGUCUUCAUUGGCCACGUCGAUGCUGGCAAGUCAACCAUUGGUGGUCAGCUCAUGUUUUUGACGGGCAACGUUGACAAGCGUACUCUCGAAAAGUACGAACGUGAAUCCCGCGAGAAAAAUCGCGAGAGCUGGUAUCUUUCCUGGGCCAUGGACACAAACGAAGAGGAGCGCGCCAAGGGCAAGACUGUUGAGUGCGGUCAAGGCCAUUUUACAACGGAGAACAAGCACUUUACUGUCAUUGACGCACCUGGUCACAAGAGCUUCGUGCCCAACAUGAUCAGUGGUGCAGCUCAGGCAGAUGUCGCUGUUUUGGUGAUUAGCGCGCGCAAGGGCGAGUUUGAAACCGGUUUCGAGCGUGGAGGCCAGACGCGCGAGCAUGCCAUGCUGGUCAAGACUGCUGGUGUGCAUUACCUCAUUGUUGUUAUCAACAAGAUGGACGACCCGACAGUUGAAUGGGAUGUUGAACGUUAUAACGAGUGCAAGGACAAACUCAACCCUUUCCUGAAGCAGUGUGGUUUCAAGAAGGACGCAGAAGUUUAUUUCCUGCCUGUCUCUGGCUUUGUCGGUGUCAACCUGACCGAACCCGCCCCCAAGGGUACUUGCGACUGGUACACUGGCCCUGCGCUGAUACCCCUACUUGACUCGCUGCCCAAACUCGUUCGCUUGCUUGAUCAUCCGUUCCGCAUGCCCAUCUCUGACAAGUACAACGACAUGGGUACGAUGGUCAUGGGCAAGGUGCAGUCUGGUUUUGUCCGCAAGGGCCAAACUGUCGCGCUAUUCCCCAACAAGAACAAGGUCUCGAUUGAUAGCAUCUUGGUCGAUGACGAGGAGUCCGACUCGGCGCAGUCUGGCGAUAACGUCAAGCUGAAACUCAAGGGCAUUUCCGAGGAUGCUGUCAACCCUGGCUACGUGCUAUGCGCCCGCUCCAAGCCUUGCCACGUUUGCACAACCUUUGAUGCGCAACUCGUGGUUCUUGAGUGGAAGUCCAUCAUUUGCCCAGGUUUCAAUGCCGUGCUGCACAUUCACUCGGCCACGGAGGAAGUGAUUCUGAAGGGCCUCAUCUGCCAUGUCAGCAAGAAGACGGGCAAGCCUGACAAGGAGAAGGGUCGCCCUCGCUUCAUCAAGCAGGGUGAUGUGGCGAUUGUGCGGUUGACGUGCAAUGAGCCCGUGUGCAUCGAAACUUUCAAGGAUCAUCCUCAUAUGGGCCGCUUCACACUUCGUGACGAAGGCAAAACCUUGGCCAUCGGCAAGGUCCUCAAGCUCAUCGAC